GGAAAUGUUGACCGGAGAUCCUACCAUGGUCGUAAAAUGGGAAUAAAUACAAUGGUCACCAUUGGUCUCCACUGUCAAUGUAAGGUUCCUACAGUAUAUGGAUGGAUGGAUGGAUAAAACUCGUUAUUGUUAAAGUAGUUCCAUAUCUUCUCAGUGCAUAUGCUAAAUUUUCUGGUGCCAAUCUUACAGUCAAGCCAGUGGACUGGACAUGGAGGACUGUCACAGCUACUAUUCCACAACUGCAGUAUGAGGGAUCUUCUGUAACAGAACCUACACAGAUUCUCAACUUUCUCAGGCAAAAUAGAUGCAAUGCGGAUUUUGAGCUGACCGCGAAGCAGGGAGCUGACACCAUGGCGUACAUCGCUCUCCUGGAGGAGAAACUGCGUCCUGCUUUGCUCCAUACAUUCUGGGUGGAUGCGGAGAACUACGCCAACCUGACGAGGCCUUGGUUUGCUUCCCGCUCGCCAUUCCCGCUUAACUUCUUUGUGCCAGGCCGCCAGGCUAGUGUGGCUCUCUCCAGGAUCCUCCUGACCAAAGCAGAAGCUCCGCUACAUUCAAUGACCGAGGUGGAAGGAAAGAUCUACAGUGAAGCCAAGGAGUGUCUAAAUUUGUUGUCUCACAGACUGGGGUCCUCACACUUCUUCUUUGGAAACAUGCCUACAAGUCUGGAUGCCUUUGUUUUUGGCUACCUUGCACCCCUCCAUAAAGCCAGUCUGCCCAGUGCUCAGCUCCAGCAGCACCUGAAACAGCUUCACAAUCUCUGCCAGUUCUGCACUAACAUCCUCAAAAACUACUUUUCGGAGGCAGCCUCUGGCCCUCCUCCUGCUUGCCAGGACUCGGUCGACGCAAACCUCCAGAAACUGACGCAGCUUGUUAACAAAGAGUCCAACCUUAUUGAAAAGAUGGAUGAUAACCUGCGCAGUAGCCCUCAACACCGGCCAAGCCGACCCCAUAAACCCGAAGCCAAGCCUUCAUCUCGGGCUACGGACAGGAACUUGACUCCUGCCUGAAAGCCUCACUCAAAUGUUUAUUUAUUUAUUUAUUUAUGCUCAUAUUAUUGAAGCAGCACUAAAAUGAGCAUGACUACACGAGGUGUCAUAAGUGUGCUCAGUCACUGUAUAUUUAUACUCAGAGGUUGAACAAAUGUGGCUUUAAUUGUUAUCGAAAGCGUUCUAUCAGCAUACUCAGUUUUCCAUAAGCCUCAUACUGAUAAUAAUAUUUUCAUAAUAUAUUAGAUAUAUAUCAACCGAAAAAAGAAAAACACUAAUCACAGUAAUUAGAUGCUCAUAGUCUGUUGCUAUUCUUAACACCCUCCCGCCAUAGGGAAAUUAUAUUUUGUAAUAAUCAAGUUCUGUGUAUCUGAUAAAACCGUUCCAUUGGCACUGUGCAAAAAUAGAUUUGUUUAAGAGAGCUAUUAGUUCGAUUCAUAAUUAAUUUCGUUGAACAUCUCCAAUAUUUUUUUUUUUUUUUAGUUUUCUUUUACAGCUGUCGAUAUACAAGUUUGGUUUAAAUGGUUUGCACCAAAUCAUGGCAGUUAUUCACCGUGUCUGUGUGUCACAGUCGGAAAUCACCAGGGUGAAUAUUAUAACACUUCAACAACUAAUCAAAGUUCCUCAAUUUAGGCUUUUACAUCAUUUAGCAUAGUCUUCUGAACACACUAAAACAAAUAAUUUAUAACUAAAAUAUACCGCUUAUUACAUCUUUUUCUACUCAUUAUGCCGUGCUUUAAUGCAAAUGGAUCUGUCUUGAUUUUUUUCCGUCUGCGUGCCUUUCCUUCUCUAUCCAAAUCUGAUUUCGUCACUGUGAACAAGGUUAACUUUAAAUGAAAAAUAUUUUCACAUUGUAAGCAGGCCAGAAGUGUUCAGGAGAUGCACGAAACAGUUAAAUGUAUCAUUAAUUAGUUGAACUUAAAAAAAUUAUUAAAUAAUUAAAUACUUCACCGCACCACCUGCAUGCAAUCAGGUUUUUUUUUUCUCCCCAAAUAUUUUUUCAUAAUGAAUGUUCUGACUCUGUAUACCCUGUUAAAGUGUUCAUGCUGUACUGUACAUGUCUUGUAAUUCAAGGCUGAAUUAAAUUUCUUCAGUUACUGUAUGAUGUAUUUUAAAGGACUUGUAAUAAAAAAGAAUAUAAUAAAAUAGUUUAUAAUA
Molecule: messenger RNA, 2147 nt
Organism: Clarias gariepinus (North African catfish)
Lineage: Eukaryota; Metazoa; Chordata; Actinopteri; Siluriformes; Clariidae
Gene: mtx3
Product: metaxin 3
Exons: 9
Coding region: 102-1010 (302 amino acids)
Biological process (GO): mitochondrion organization
Cellular component (GO): SAM complex
Source: RefSeq, a predicted model, not a curated record